UUUCAUUCACUUUCAUUUCCAUUAAUUUAUCGUUUCGUUUCAUUUAUUAAGGACAAGUAAUGUCCCCUAUGUUGUCCUUGGUUUCAGUGUUUCUUGGCUUCUUAUGAUACGACUAAUAAAACUCGGGCCCCUCGGUUAACCCCCUUUCUUCUCGUUCAUUGCACUAUAUAUAGCAGAACGUGUGUUACAGCGUAUGGCGAACCAACGGACUCCCGGUUUCGGCGGCCCACAGCGACCAGAAUCUUCUCCGGGUGGUCUUGGAUUCUCCGCGCCCCCACAAGGAUACGGUCCGGCCAACCAGGGUGCCCUACCGGGUGCUCCACGUCCGGCCAAGGGGUUCGCGCCUCAGGGAUCUUACCCAGGGGCUCACAUGCCCGGAGGUGCCUCUCCUCCACGCCCUCCAACAGGACCACCAUUUGGCUUCGCGCAAUACGCGCCACCGGGGGGCACACGCUCUCCACGCUUGCCUUACGGAGAACCACCACCGGUUAUGGGACUGGGUUCGCGCCCGUCGGAGACGGCAGCAUACGAACAAGGGCGACGAUCCCCACAAGGAAGAGCAUGUCCGCAGGCACCGUUGGGUCUGAACGCGAGCCGCAUGCCGGGGUCCUACGAGACGAUCGUCGGCGCUCCACGUGCAGACAGAGUUCCAUCCGGCAGCGGUCGCUCGUCUCCGAUCCCGACAUGGCAAAAUGCGAACCCGGGCCCCGGAAUCGCUCCACCAAUGCGAUCCCUACCACCAGGGGGCCGGGCGGAGGAUGGCGGUGCCAGACCUCCGGAUGCCUCUCGCGGCACGCUGCAACCUGGCUACCCUCCAUCGGAACGCGCGAGACCACCUUCUGGGUCAGCCGAUGGAGGAGCAAUGGCGCGAGCCUUGCGUCCAGCUGGGCUUACACGCCCUCAGUCGACAAACACCUAUGUCGAACGCAGUGGACGUCCGCCUGGGCCCUCGUAUCCGCCGCCACCGAUUCUAGGGCCUCCGGGACUGCAGAGACCCUACGCACCACCACUGGGACCUCCUGCCGGGCACUGUAAUAAUCCUGCUCAAAAUCACCUCCAACUUGGAAGUGGCCAGCGAGGUUUUGCAGAACCCUUUUCAGCUAGCGACGUAAGCGGUCCUAGCUCCAGGACCGCUUCAGCAGGGCGCUUUCCGCAAUUUGCGGGAGCUCGCGCUGCGCCAGCUGGGGCGUCACGAGCAGUCUCGGAAGAGAACCUGAUGGCAACUUUCAUCAACCCAAAAGCGGAGAAAUCUCUUGAACGCGUCCGUUCCAAGUCGCGUCCUCCACUACGCAAAGCGAAAAGCAAAGAACUUCUCCAGUUGAUGGAGGAAUUCGAUGCCGUGCUGCUUGGUAAACCCAGCGCCGGAACUGCAACACAAAAGAAAAAAUGAAAGUAGAGGACGUGUGUGAACUUCUACGUCUGGUUUCAUAAUUGACUACGAACAUGCAAAUACUAUGAAAAUGACUACGAACAACAGUAAAUUGGCAGUGCAUAUAGGUAUGGAUUUGAAUGGUCGCUCUAGGUGUCCUAUAGUCUUGCCACAGUGUUAGCGGUAGUAAGCGGCUCCUGUGUCGCUGAUAAGGCUAUCGGUAAGUGUCUUAGAAUGCCGUUUUCAAAAAAGUUGUCUUACAGCCGCUUGCACAUA
Dermacentor andersoni is the source of this 1645-nucleotide messenger RNA. RefSeq lists its product as uncharacterized. NCBI's taxonomy places the organism in Eukaryota, Metazoa, Arthropoda, Arachnida, Ixodida, Ixodidae. The record is from RefSeq and is a predicted model, not a curated record.